AUGCGCUUUCCUUUGAGUCUCAAGUCGCUGGACUUCCUCAUUUCCCGUUUAACUGCUCCUCCUAACGGUAGACCUUGUUACAUCUCGAACUUGUCCCACGACACGCUUGUUGAUCAAAUCUUCAUAUACCUGGACGUGUUUGACAUCUUGCGCUUGCGACUGGUCAACAAGCUCUACUACUACCUCACUCAUCAUACAGCCAUCUGGAAACGAUUCUUGCAAAAUGCCGAGGUCCCUCUCCCCCUUUUACCUCCGACAUCACGUUACUCACUUCAGAACAUCAACGGCUUGGAGGCAGAACGUGUAGUUUUGCGUGGUGUCUCUCUCGAAGAGCGCUGGAAGAGCGGCAACCUGGAUUACAUGUUCUCUUGGGAGUUUUAUGCUCACCACCAUAUUCUCUCAAUGGCUAUGCUUCCUGGAGGACAUUACAUCGUUGCAUCUGUCACAAACAAUGCGCGAAGUCAAUAUUCGCUCAUCAUCUUUGUGGUGGACUCCACCCUGGCAGGAGCCUGGGUUGUCGCAAGAACUGACACAAUCACCAAGGCUUACCACGUGCAAGCAAAAUACAUGACCAUCGGAGACGAACGCGGAAUAGUUGUGGCAUAUAUCCGCAGGAAUUACAGACGCUUCAAGGAUAUGUGGAGCGGCGUCGACAUAUCUCAGUACAGCGCCGACCACGAGAUCGAUCCGCCAGUGCCAAUCAAAUAUGAAUGUGUUUGUCUUCAUGUACCGCUCUCUUCUUUGGAAAUUCUGGGAGACUCGCGGAUCGUGCCCGGCUCCGAAGACUACUUGCGACAUGCGAAGGCUCAGCCUGCACCGUUCCGCCCCCUGGCGACUGUCCAAACCCGGAGUCCGCUCGGGAUUCCGUCUCUUGACGAGAUCUUUGGUUCACCGUAUCUGGCGGUUGCCAAGGACCGCAACAAGAUUGUUUUCAAGAAGUUGGACGGUGGUCCGGCUACCACGCUGCAUUGCGACGCGACCCUCGAAGGCCCCAUUGAGGAACAUUCUAUCGCUGCAAUCCGACUCAUCUCCGCAGGAAACAAAGUUCUUGUGGCACGCAAGGUUAGCCAAGGGGUACCCAUGGUCACCCUCGAAUAUUACGACGUUAUCCCUCCGGGCGACGAGAAGGCUGAGGUUCAUGCCACUUUCACCAGCGCUAUACGCAUUCGUAACACGGAUGCCAUGUACGUGAAGAUCUCUGACCACGGUAUCCCUCCGAGAGAAGACAACAGCGUCGUACCGAGUCUAUACGGCCGUCCAGAAGCGUACGCACCGCGUCCCAUCUCCGUCUUCAUGUGCACGAAGGGCGGGUCGGUGCUCAAACGCCUUACAAUAUUCCCUGUGCGCAACCAGGACGUACCUCUUCCUUCUCCUUCCUCUGGACCUCUGAGCCACGAGCAGACGUACGGAGCAUACACGUAUCCGCUGACGGAGGUCAACAGGAUCGUAACCCGGAGCUGUCAGGGCGAGGAUUUAGAAUUUCGCGUCCUGGCGGGAUCGUACCGCUCCAUCGUGUACACAACGCCACAGGGUUACAGGAGGGACGCCCCGCCUAUUGUUGAUUUCUAUCGCUACUUCGAUCCCCUGAGUCGCUGGAAGGAUCCUCCGGAAGGUACCAAUGACCACCGGGAUGACAUUGUGUCGCAAACCUUCGUUCCUAACAGCGUCAAGGAUAUGAAGUCGGUCACUGCUCUUGCAUGGGAUGAGACGAUCGGCCGCCUCUGCAUCGCCGGCGAAGGCUCUCUAAUGGUGAAUGUCCUGGACUUCGCGGCGUGGCCGCUGUCGGAGGAAACGAGCGAGGGGACAGUGCGGUGGCCUGUUCCCGUGUAUCUCGAUCCCGACCCUGACGUCAUCUUGGCACCUCUUCCCGAGCUUCCACCUGAAGAGGACGGAGGGAUGGAUCAGUUAGACCCGCCAUAG
Molecule: messenger RNA, 1920 nt
Organism: Sparassis crispa
Lineage: Eukaryota; Fungi; Basidiomycota; Agaricomycetes; Polyporales; Sparassidaceae
Exons: 5
Coding region: 1-1920 (639 amino acids)
Molecular function (GO): protein binding
Source: RefSeq, a predicted model, not a curated record